Moneuplotes crassus is the source of this 1606-nucleotide messenger RNA. NCBI's taxonomy places the organism in Eukaryota, Ciliophora, Spirotrichea, Euplotida, Euplotidae. The record is from the annotation of a GenBank genome assembly.
ACUAAACAGGGAGUCAUGGAGCCUACUUUUAGUCACCAAAGCCAGUCAGUCAGCAGGAGGGUAAAUCAGGAUUUACCUGCGCUUAGGGUUAAGAGGAAGUCGAUUUAUCAUAAAAGUACACAGAAUGGGAAUGUUAAGAAGAGAGUAAGGGUCUCCCAGUUCGUAAAGGAUGCUCUCCAGAAAGCAAGGGUUGAUCUGAAAUAAUGAUGCUGAAAAUAUGCUUAUGAACAAAAGAAGCGGCUAUAAUCAUGGUUUUUAUCAUGAAAACAAUAAUUUCUGGGAUCAUAUUUCUAAUUAUGUUAUCGGCAAGAAGGAGAAUGGUUUAUUUCAUGAUAUUGUAAAAAGCCGUAAGGGAGAAAAGGAGAUUAAGAACCUCUUAAAAACUACGAACCUGAAAUAAUCACGAGAACUCUAAUAUUAUCAGAGCUUUGGUCUUACAAAAGCUCGUCUCACCCAAUAUGAAGAAAAAGUUAUUUAAAAGUGGAAACGAUAGGAGAUUAACAGCAGAAGCUAUAAACAGCCUGAUCCACAGGAAGUCCAAAAUUCAUAAUAUUACGAAAUCAGUGAAGAAAAAUGGGAUUUUAAAAGACAAAUUCAUUGAAAAUUCUAUGAAGAAGGUCCAACCAAUGUUCAUAGGGAGGAGAAAUACGGCACUAAUGAAGGCCCCUGCUUCAAGAAUUUACUCCCAAGAUCACUGAAACUCGCAUCAUUUUAGUGUAAAGUCUAAUGAAACAUUUCAAAGGGAUGGUUCAAAUUCUUCAAUGAGAGACAGUAUGGGAAAAGAGCAUCCCAAGAGAUUUCUAUCCCCUGCUGUAGUUAGGAACAAUGGGAAAAGCUUUUUCUCCACUCCAGGAGCAGCAGUUAAACCUAAAAGGACAAAUUUCAGCCCAUUUUCAGAUAGUAAAGCUAAUCAGUCAACGCUUUUGAGUGAUGAGCUGCCAAAUUUUAGGAAUGCCUCUAUUAAAGAAGGUGCUAAACAUAAUUUUAGUGUCAAUACUCCGAAGAAGAGUCAGGGUGGCAAUAAAGGUCCUUCUCGUCUAAAAGAAAGAAUACGAGCUGGUACUAGCAAAUUUAAAGCAAAAAAUGCUAAUAAUAAAAAGAAGAAGCAGUCAAGGAAGCAGCUGACUGAUGAUGUAGGGUUCUUGACUAACCUAGCAAGUAUUUCUAAUUAUCAAGACAUUUCAAAAAAGAAUGAAGAUCACACCUCAUCUGAUAGUGACGAUUACUUGGACGAGAAACUGGUCAGGCGGGUAAAUAUAGCAUACAGUUUCAAUAAAAUAUCAGCAGAUCUUCUAGAUAGAGUGUCACCAAAUGCAGCAAAAGUUAAUUCUCAAAAUGUUUCCAAAAGAGCUAUCCCAGCUCCUAGCUCAAUCCUACCGGAGCUAAAAGAGCUUGAUGGUUAUAACACGAGUGAGUCCUCUUCUUCUAUCUCCAAUACGAGUGGCAUUUCUCCUGAAAAUCAUAAAAAUGACCCACCUCCACUUAAGAAAGUCAAGCUUCCAAAAACUACUAAGCCAUGAAGCUUCUUCUUACACUCAAAGGGAAAGCAGGGCUUUCAGAAAAGGAAAAUUAAAAUUUAGAUUUUAUUGAUAAAUAUUCAUUGUAA